AUGACAUCAAAAUUGAAACAACAAAUAAUUCAUUGGGAAAAAAUAAAAAAGGAAUUAGAGGUUUUCAUAACAGAAGAAUUUAGUGAAAGUGAUAGUAACUAUAUAGUUGUUGAACACCAUGUUGUCGAGGAAUUACAAACAAUUGAUGAUGAAGAAGGCGGUGGCGGUGGCGAAAAUCAAGAUAAUAUAUCUGAAGGUGGACAAAGAUACACUGCUCAUUGGACUAUUAAACGGACCAAAGAGUAA
This is a messenger RNA of Entrophospora candida, 246 nucleotides long. NCBI's taxonomy places the organism in Eukaryota, Fungi, Glomeromycota, Glomeromycetes, Entrophosporales, Entrophosporaceae. The record is from the annotation of a GenBank genome assembly.